Messenger RNA from Protobothrops mucrosquamatus (brown spotted pit viper), 1515 nucleotides. RefSeq names its product chromosome unknown C15orf62 homolog (gene CUNH15orf62). Bases 447 to 977 code for a protein of 176 amino acids. The transcript has 3 exons. Lineage: Eukaryota; Metazoa; Chordata; Lepidosauria; Squamata; Viperidae. The record is from RefSeq and is a predicted model, not a curated record.
ACAAAGGCAUUACCACCCACAGAACAUAUGAGUGGCUGAGCCAGAAGUGAAAAGUAGGUGCUAAAGGAAAGGUGCUUGAAACAAAGAAAUCUGAAAAUAUGCUAUGAUCUUUCAACGACUGCCAAGGAAUGAAACCGCAAUGUGCACUGAACUGGAUGGGCUUCCUUCUGUGUUCCCCACUUGGCUGUUUCUCUAUUGGUCCAUCUCACUGAAAACUACAUAGAUAUAUCCAAGAAAUCACAAGGAAUCAAGUUUGACUUAGAGGCGCGGUGGCUCAAUGCUUUAAUGAUGCUGGAGAUGGUCUCUGUUCCAGCGGUUCAAGUCGUAGCACUGCAUUACGGGCAAACAAGAAAGAAGUUCACUGACUCCAGGAGCAACCGUUUACCUAAAGACUAUUGAUUAAUUAGCAAACAUCACUUUACUGUUGUCUCAACUGUUGUCUCAACAUGGACACAUGGCGGAGAGGAUCUAUUAGGUCUUCAGGUUUCUUCAAGCGGCUCUCAUUCAGGAGGAACAAGAAAUUGGGCAACCAGGCUAUUAUCUUGAACCAGAACAGUCAAACAUUAGACUCCAAUGAACAGUGUGACAAAAAGAGGUUCCUAAGAAAUUUCAAAGAAAAGCCAGACUAUUUGUCAUGUCAAAGUGAACAAAAUCUUACCACUAAAACACAGCCGCCUCCCAAACCACCUCGCUUAUAUUUGGACACUGCCAGCUGCCCCAAUAUAAUAGACCACAGAGCAUCUUCCUCUACGGAUAUCUCCUUUUUAAGGACUUCCUGCCAUUUUCAUAAGGCUACUCAAACACAGCCUGAUCUAUUUUACAGAGCCCAAACCAUGAACUCUGAAACUCUCUCCAGGAACCGUAAACCUCCUUUUGAUCCUUCAGACCCUUUCUCUUCCUUCACACUAGAUUUGGGGCCCUCACUCCUGGACGAUGUUUUACAAACACUCAGAAAACAGAAUUUACUAUUAAAUUAGCUGGAGUUCUCACUAAAACCAAGAAAUUAAUCAGACUGACUCUUCUGAGUCAUGGAUCUUUGGUUCUUUUUAAAAUAAAUUUGUUCCCAUAAGAAGGUUAUGCAAUCUCUUAGAGGUCGCUAUUAAGUAAAUUAUGUUUUCUAUCUCACUGAUAAGGAGGCAAUAUACUUGCUAUACGUAAUCAAUCAGAAAUUCUAGACAAUAUGUGUAUGUGCAAGAGGAAGAUGGUUUUUGCAGGACGCACUGUAUCAUAUGGAAUGUAUGGGUAUGGUUGGAUAAAAUAAUCUUAAAUAUCUUGGAGCCCAACUUUUAUACAUAAAGCUUUCAUGGGAUACAGAGGGCAAAGGUCCUCAUCUACCAAUAGUGAAAUGGGAACUCUGAAUAUGAAGUUUAUCUUCCUUUGUGCCAGUACAGAAUUUUUCUAAUUUCUUCCUUCAACUUGAGGGAAUUGAUUGGGGGAAUUAAUAACUGCAUUUACAUCAUACUAUGAAUAUAAAAUGUGAAUGUAUAUGCUACUCUUUAUUAAACCAAUUUGUUU